AUGAUGAUGAUGAUCUCUGUAGCAACCAUAAAGAUUCACAAGCCCACGUUGUUGAAGUUGUCGAUGAUAGGAUUGAGGAACAUUCUUCCACGGAUGGGAGUGGUGUUUUCUCGUGAACCUUUCCUACCGCUCAAAGAGGAGGAAGUAGCUCAAGUCAAUAGUGACUUCUCUGAGACGAAUAGUAUGAAGAUCUUGGUUUCGCAUAAAAAAUCCUUUAUUCAAAUCACUGGAAAUACUUUACAAUGCCUAAUGCCAACUCAAUGGCUUAACGACAAGGUCGUUAAUCUCUGUCUCCAGCUGCUGAAAGAGAGAGAAACUAGAGAUCCCCAAAAGUUCUUCAAGUGUCAUUUCUUCAAUACCUUCUUUUACGUUAAGCUGGCACGCGGUUCCGGUAACAACUACCAAGCUGUCAGGAGAUGGACUGCCCAUAGCAAGCUAGGAUAUAAUCUUAUUGACUGUGACAUAAUAUUUGUUCCGAUCCACAUAGGUAUACAUUGGGCCGUGGCAGUGAUUAACAAUAGGGAACACAAGUUCAUGUAUUUUGAUUCAUUGAAUGAAGAAAUGCAAUGCCAUGAUUAUGGAACCAAUAUUUUAUUGUUUCAGGCAAAGUACUUGGUGGAUGAAGUAAAAGACAAGAAUGAAAAGGAUAUUGACGUUAGUUCAUGGGACAAGAAGUUCGUGAACGAAUCUCCCAAGCAACAGAAUACAUACGACUGUGGGAUGUAUAUGCUUAAAUACAUUGAUUUUUACAGUAGAAGUCUACAAUUUAGCCAGAAACACAUGUCAUACUUCAGGUUAAGAACAACAAAGGAGAUACUGAGACUGCAAGCCGACUAA
This is a messenger RNA of Camelina sativa (false flax), 837 nucleotides long. The record is from RefSeq and is a predicted model, not a curated record. Lineage: Eukaryota; Viridiplantae; Streptophyta; Magnoliopsida; Brassicales; Brassicaceae.